Molecule: messenger RNA, 3555 nt
Organism: Ananas comosus (pineapple)
Lineage: Eukaryota; Viridiplantae; Streptophyta; Magnoliopsida; Poales; Bromeliaceae
Exons: 4
Coding region: 127-3306 (1059 amino acids)
Molecular function (GO): DNA binding
Source: RefSeq, a predicted model, not a curated record
GUUGUGUUCGGAUCCGAAACCCAAAUAAUCCUAAAACGACCCCCCUACGAGGCCACGACUCCGCUCCUCUCCUCCCCUUCUCCAUCUCCCUCCUCCUCAGAUGACGAAUCCCUAAUCUCCUCAUCCAUGGCGACGGAGCUGAUCCCGGUGGUGGACCUCCGCCUCCUCUCUCAGGCGGAGCUCAACACCCUCUCCCACUCGUGCCCCAACGCCUUCGACCUCCGUCGCUGCGACGACAUCGUCGUCCCCAAGAUCGACCGCUCCGUCUUCAACGAGAGCGCCGGGAGCCGCAAGCAAACCUACUCCCGCCUCCGCCUCGCCCCUCACAAGCCCUCCCCCUCUCCCUCCUCCUCCUCCUCCUCCGGCGCCGGCGCCGCGGCGUCCGCCGCAGGUCAGCGCCCUCGCGGCCUCCUCUCCUCCCACUCCGCCGCCGGCGACGGCGGUGACGAGGACGAAACCGGGCGCCGCGAGAACCAGCAGAUCGUCUCCCACCUUCGGCGCCUCUUCGCCCAGGAGGACCCUUCCUUCUCCUCUCCCGCCACCGCCACCGAUCCUCCCCAAAAUCUAACCCUAGAUCCUCCGCCCCACGCUCCGGCUGGGAGAAACGUAGAUCCGGUUUCCAAUGGGUGUAAGGCGGAGUCGCUCGCGUUGGUUCCCGUUCAGGAUAGGGACCGGGAGGUUUUGAAUCCCAAAGGCGUGGCGGUUGAUCUGGUCGCGCUGGGGGAGAAGGUGGAUCCCUUCGGGGAGGAGCUGAGGAGGAGGACGGAGGGGUUAUCGAAAGAGGAGGAGCUUCUUGGAUUCCUUAAUGGUUUAGAUGGGCAAUGGGGGAGCCGGCGAAGGAGGAGGAAGAUCGUGGACGCUUCCGGGUUGGGAGACCACUUGCCCAAGGGGUGGAAGCUUCUCCUCGGGCUAAAGAGGAAGGAGGGUGUGGCCUGGGUGAAUUGCCGCCGAUAUGUUAGCCCAAAUGGUCAUCAAUUUGUUACCUGUAAAGAAGUUUCUUCAUACCUUCUUUCUCUUGUUGGACAACCGAAUUCUCUCAUCCAAGUUUCUGUUGAAACUGAUGGGAGAGCAGCUGGACUUGCUGGAUCUUCUGCAGCAGGUAUUUACCAGCAAAAUGGUGCCGCAAAGGAAAACCAGACUUUGCCCUCAACUUCCUCUCUAUCUAUUGAUCAUGAGAAGCAAGUGGCUCUUUAUUUGGGUGAGAGGAAGGCAGCAGAAGAACUAAGGAAGGGUUAUGUAUGCAGCGAAUGCAAACUAACUUUUAUUGAUAAAGAGGUAUAUUUGGAGCACCGGUUGAGAUGUCAAGGGGCAAGCGCAAAGAGACGCAGGCUUCACAAAUCCAUUGGAGAAGGUGUCAUAGUUAAAGAUGGAAAAUAUGAAUGCCAGUUUUGCCACAAGACUUUUAAUGAGAGACAGCGCUAUAAUGGCCAUAUGGGGGCUCAUGUAAGGUACCAAGGACUUAGUGCAGAAGCAUUAUCAGAUGAGGCUUCUACACAAAGAAUCAUUACUGCAUCUCCCUUGAAUGUAGCAUACAGUGAUCCCAAGGAGAUGAGUGCUUUGCCCGAGGAGAGUGAAAGAGCAGUAAUAUCUACUCAUAAUUGUGUCCAAACUGUUGAGAACUGUGAAGUUGAUAAACCUGAAAUUUUGGGGGUAUCACGCACAGAUAAAUCUUUUGAUAAUCAAAAAAGCCUUGAGAUAGCUGAUAAAUCUGGAGAAAUUCCUCAUGUUGGUGACCAGAUAAUUUGUCAAGAUGUGAUGGAUAACAAAUCUAAAGAGAUUUUGCGGAGUAGCAAUGUAAUGGAUAAAGAGUCUAAUGGUUGUGCUGCGAUAUCAUCUAUGCUCUGUUCUAACGUGAGUACCAUAGCAGUGCAUAAGUUAGCUGGUGUUUCUCAAGAAGGUCCUACAGACAAAUGUGCUGAUAUCCAGGUUGUUGUCAGUAAUGUGGAUUUUAGUAAAUGUGAAGACGUUGCUAAAAUUAGCAAUAUUGAGGAUAUGAAACCUCUUAGCAGCCAAAAUACUGAUUUUGAUACAGUUGAUUUGAAAUCAGAAGAGGUUGAUGGAGCUAGGAACCAAGAGGAGAUCAAGCUAAACCCGAGCUCGGAUACUUUGUACCCUCUUGCAAAUAAAGAUAAUGAAAUAUGUAAAGAUGCGGAUAAAGCUGCUCGUUUAUCUUCCCUUGCUUUCUCUCCUGAUGCCAUUGGUAAUGAUAGUGAUAAGAAUGACUUUAGAUCUCAAGUUUCAGUAGACAUUAAUGAUGCAAUGGUAUUCCAACCAAAUGGAUGCAUUAAUUAUAUAUCGUCAUCUGUCAUGGAUGUCGAUAGAGAGAAAACUGUUAGUGAGCUGGAUCUUGCUUCCUCUUCCAUGAUUCCAGAAUUUGGAAACUAUGGUAGGGAGCAGUCUGGAGCCCUGGAGAAUCAUUUGAUUGGCUUUUCUAGUGAUGGACCAUGUUACGACACGGAGAAAUAUAGUACUGAUAUUUUUACCAGCAAUAUUGCAGGUAACAUUCUUGUUGGAAUGGAUAUUCCUAUUGCUGAACUUAAAACUGAUUUAGCAAAUUGCCAUGAACUCUUUGAGAAGGAUACAGUUUCAAAAGGAACGGUAACUGAUACAGUAGAUGCCAGCUCCUGUAGUAAUCCUUGUUUCCAUGGGCAUACAAGUGCCAUUGAACCUAAUGCGGGUUGCACAUUUGAUAUUGAUACGAAGGAAUCCAUGUUUCAAGGGUUGGAUAAGCCUGAUCAUGAGCUGGAAAAUCGUUUCAAUAGCAGCAAUUCUGGGUAUGAAGAGGCCGGUGCAAGUGCCACUACAGGGAUCAAUGGUGAAAGAAAUUAUUUGCAGUUUAAUUUGACGGGUCUAUCAUCAUGGACGUAUUCUGCUGAUGGUAUUCCAAUCGUCAAUAUGAUCACUCCCCAGUGUGAAGAUUAUCUUGGCGGGAUUGGUGAGAAGCAAGAGAAUUUGCCUGGUGUUGAAGAAUUGAGAUUGGGUCCAUCCGAACCUUUUGAUUUUCUUAACCUGACCAACCAGAGUUCAUUACCUCUAGCUGAGUCUACUCAAGUAUUUGGUUAUCCGACUCAAGCUGAAAAUGGUAGCUGCCCCUCCCUUGAGUUAGGCUGGGAUUUAUCUUCACCGAAGGUCGUUGGUGGGUACCCAUACACAUCAAUGUGUGUUUGGUGCAGCAGGGAGUUUAGCCAUGGUGGUGCGAAUCCCGAGCAACAAUCUGAUACAUUGGGCUUCAUCUGCCCGGCUUGUAAAGAAAGGAUUUCGGGUCAUCUCAAUGUGUUACAAAAUGGCUCAUCCACUUUGCGAUAAUGUAGAAAUGUAUCAUACUAUUCUAUGGUCUAUUCAUUUUUAGAAUUUGGUGGACCUUGGAUGAAUUUCGGUAAUUUUGUUUAGGAAUGUGAAAUUUGACAUGUACUACUGACGAGUUCAUAUGGAUUACUUUCUCAGAGUGGCAUCCAUGGACUCCAAUUUCCUUGCUGCCUUAACUAUGAAAUGUAACUUACUUUUGCGCGUAUUUACUCUUGUGGUCCAGUCGAAGUGUCAUGGAAUUGUUGCGCU